This is a messenger RNA of Phragmites australis (common reed), 661 nucleotides long. Its product is annotated as organelle RRM domain-containing protein 2, mitochondrial-like. Gene Ontology annotation, molecular function: RNA binding. Bases 63 to 461 code for a protein of 132 amino acids. The transcript is spliced from 4 exons. NCBI's taxonomy places the organism in Eukaryota, Viridiplantae, Streptophyta, Magnoliopsida, Poales, Poaceae. The record is from RefSeq and is a predicted model, not a curated record.
UCGCGAAGCCUCCGUUGCGCCGCACUCUCCUCGCCUCCGACUCCGAACGACUCGGCAUCGAAAUGGCGGCGGCGGCUCGUGCCGGCUUCCGGCGGCUAUUCUCCGUGUCGGCCUUCGCUCCGACGCCUCCUCCCGCUGCGCGGCCCGCGGCGGAGCCCUGCAACAACCUUUUCGUCUCAGGGUUGAAUAAACGCACGACGUCUGAGGUACUUAGGGAAGCCUUUUGCAGAUUUGGUCAGGUUGUUGAAGCAAGAGUAAUCACCGACAGAAUAUCUGGAUACUCCAGAGGAUUUGGCUUUGUCAAAUAUGCCACCGUACAAGAAGCUGGUGAGGCAAUAAAAGGCAUGGAUGGAAAGUUCCUUGAUGGUUGGGUUAUUUUCGCUGAAUAUGCCAAGCAAAGAGAAGCCCCACAGCCGCCACAACAAGCAACGCCGUCAACGGCGCCAUCUGGCUAUCAAUGAUCUAUGUCUUCAUGGUCAGUCGAUUGUUAGUUCUGCGAGUGGAUGUUGCUCGCCAUCCAAAUAUUUGCAGAGAGAGAAUUUAGUGUGCACCACUGAACUGCCUUUGUUAUGACUAGCAUUGUACUUGAGUACUGUUACUUUAUGUGUACUGCAUAACUUCCGUCCCAAACUAUAGUUUACAGUUCACUACGUUCAUUUUA